Molecule: messenger RNA, 2191 nt
Organism: Octopus sinensis (East Asian common octopus)
Lineage: Eukaryota; Metazoa; Mollusca; Cephalopoda; Octopoda; Octopodidae
Exons: 3
Coding region: 381-1556 (391 amino acids)
Source: RefSeq, a predicted model, not a curated record
CUGACAGCGUUGCUAUAGUAACUGUAUGACGCCGUCACUUUGUUUUGGGCUGUAGUUAUUCUGCUUGGCAUUUCUUAGCGUUGUUAUUUUGACCAUGAAACAUAAGUAAUCUAUCAGUUCAGGACAUUUUAUAACUUACUAAAUUUAUAUAUAUAUAUAAACAUAUAUAUAUAUAUAUAGAUGAGGGUAUUAUGCUUGUUGGUCUUAUCAAAAAUUAAAAAUACACGAAAACCACAGCAACCUUAAGUAUAAACAUUUUUGAAAGAUAUUGUUUAAAUCAAUGUGUAUGAAAAAUGAUGAUUGAAAUUCUCCUGUCAUGUGGAAUGACUACUGAAUUCAUUUGGAAAAUAUAAUGGUUUCAACAUUUUUAUGUCAAUGUCAUGUUUAAUGGCAAAAGAAGAAGCCUUCUUUUUGAAAGUGGAUGUACUGAUACAAAACAGUCUACCAUUCAGACACUUUUAAAUUUCAGCUUUCAAGAAAGCCAACACCAAUUGGAUAAUGAAUCUGUUAAUGCUGAUAAUGUGAACGGAAUUACUGAUGGUUGGAAAAAAGUCACCUCAAUAUAUGUGCCUGAACCAAAAAAUACAACAAGGCUUAAGAAAAAGUUCAAUGGACAAUCUCGUAGUUUAGGCUGUUUCGGUAAUUACCGUUAUGAUCGUAGAAAAAUGAAACUAUUAUUCACAGAUAAUUUAAAAUUGAUAUACAAUUCAGAGAAUUAUGAAUAUAUUCCUUUGAAUGGAGUUUAUCAGGUUUCAAAAUCUGCCGAAGCAUUUUCUGAUGCACUAAACUGCAAGAGAGGUAAUUUUGGAAAACGCAUUCUGCUUCCUUUGAAUGAGCCAGUUUCCUCACAAAAAGAAGUUAAUUUAGUUGAGGAAAAUAAAUCAUGUUUCAGCUUAUCACCGGAGACUGAAAAUAAUUAUCAGUCAGCAAAAACUAAAAAUGUAUCAUCUUCAGCUUCACUUUCUGAUUUGAGAAUUGGUGUUGAUAAUCCGUUUACUUUGCUGAAAAAAACUUUGAAUAAGAAUCAGCUUCCAAAAAGUAAAAGUGCUGAUAUCAAGGGAAAAAAUACAUAUUCAACAAUUUUUGAAAAAUUUAAAGAAAUGUUCUUUGAUGAAUUAGUUCCGAGAGAACAGCAAAUAAGUAAAAAUAUUUACUACAACUCGGUUAUAUACCCUCAAUUAAAGUAUCCAGAUUUAGGUUCAUCUGUUCAUUUGAAGUCAGUGAUGCAAGAAAGGAAAUGCCAUGAAAGCUCUCAAACUUCUAAAAACAGUGACCACUCUACUGGCUCAAGCACCUCUCAAACAAAUUCUAAUGCUAACUCUUAUGAUAUUACCUCAUCACUCAAAACAAAAGGUCUCCAAACACCAAAGAAAGGAAACAAGGCUGUCGCUGUUAAUGAAACAAGUAAGAAUUUAAUCUACAGACAUAAUAAUUCUAACAUUGUUAUACAGCCAGAUGUGAUUUGUAAACAAUCUGACACUUUGACUGAAGAGGUUUUACCAGAAAUUUUUGGGAAAAGGAUCAAAGCUAACCCCAGCAUACAUCGGUGGUUAUAAAUUCAGUUUAUUGGCAAUAGGUAGUAUGUGUUAGGAAAAUAAAAUUUUAAAGUUUAUCAAAUUUAUAGCAAUUUAUUUCCAUCUUAAAUAUGUCUUUGUAAAAAAUGUUGUUAAUUUUGAUUUUUAAAUUCAUGCAUCAUGUAGGGAUUCAUGAGUUUGUUUAAUGAAUGUCGUUUGAGAUAUAAGGUAAAUAAACCUCCAACUUGAGAUAUUCCUUAAGUAAUUUUGUAGUCUGAUUAGUUUUAGUAAAUGAAAAGAAGAUAUAUAUUUAGAUAUAUUUUAAAAAAUUGUUUAUAUAAAAAGCAAUAUUUCUCCACUGAUUUUUGUUAUAAAUGAAUAUUUAAAUGAAUAUAAUAAUUUUUAAUUAGUUGAUCUUUGCUAAUCAUUCCCAUUUAGAUGGAUGUAGUUGUUUCCAUUUAAAUACCUAUUGAUCAACAUCUGCUGCAAAAAAUGUGGCCAAAGAAGAAAUUCCAGGGUGUUGUAACUCUGGAAAGGAAUGAUUGGGUAAGUGUUUAAUACAGGAGCACAAUAACAAUGUGAGGAAGAAAAAAGGCAAGUGCAUCAGAAGGGAUUGGAUAGCAGUGAUACGCAGCUUACUAGCAGCACCUGUUACUGUAGAUGUAGGAGGAAAGAAA